Musca vetustissima is the source of this 1668-nucleotide messenger RNA. RefSeq names its product chondroitin sulfate synthase 2 (gene Chpf). The annotation marks the transcript as partial. Gene Ontology annotation, cellular component: Golgi cisterna membrane. The transcript has 5 exons. The record is from RefSeq and is a predicted model, not a curated record. NCBI's taxonomy places the organism in Eukaryota, Metazoa, Arthropoda, Insecta, Diptera, Muscidae. Gene Ontology annotation, molecular function: glucuronosyl-N-acetylgalactosaminyl-proteoglycan 4-beta-N-acetylgalactosaminyltransferase activity.
GGAAUCCAACAACGUUCAUAUGAUUUGAAAUCGAGUGUGAAACUAUUCAAAGAUUUGAAUUUACUAACAAAAGAUGAGGCAUUCCGUAAUGCGACGACAAUAUAUCCGGUCACAUCAAUGGAUGAUUUCUAUCGUUUGCAUGCCUACUUUUCAAAGUAUCACUUAGAAAUUGUUCAACAAAAUAGUGCCGAACUGGAACAGAAAUCGUAUCGCAUAGCGAAUGGGACAAUUUCAAAUAAUAUACUCGAAAUACGUUGGCCAUUGGGUGUACCGUUGGCUAGUGCACCAGAGACACGUCACGACAUUAUUCGGUGGCAUUAUAUGAAUCAGACACAUAUCUUCCUACCGAAUGAUGCAAAUAAUGUUGAACCUCUGCCCGCCAUUGAGGCAGAUGAUUUGGAAAAGGUGCUGGAGAUAACACGACAAUAUGCUAAACAUAAAUUUCCAAAUAUGAUUUAUGUUGGAAUACAUAGUAUCUAUCGAAGAUUUGAUGCGACUCGUGGUAUGGAUUAUCGUAUACAUUUGCUGUUGCGUGAUACCGGGCGAAUAUCGGCAUUGACUCAACGUGGACCGGAAAUAAAAAAUUUCCAAAUUGUUAAGCCAUUGGGAAGGGUGGAAGUGGUCCCGUCACCAUAUGUUACGGAAUCGACACGUAUUGCCAUUUUGGUGCCCACUUUUGAACAUCAAAUGGAAGAGGCUCUGCAGUUUAUCAAUCAAUAUGAAAGGACUUGUAUGAGAAAUCAGGAUAAUACGUUCUUGUUGUUGAUUUUCAUGUAUCGCACCGACUCGGCCAGCAAAGGCGACAAUGAUCCCUUCAAAGUGGCGAAAACUCUUGCCUUAGAUCUAUCAUCGAAAUAUAAAACCGAUGGCUCUCGGAUAGCAUGGGUAUCCGUAAGAUUGCCCCAGCAACUGAGUGAGUCAUCCACCAAUGAAGACAUCAUGCUUAGCUCCGUAUAUGGCCGCAAUGAAAUACUUAGCAUUGCUGUGGCCGAUCUUGCCCUACCCAAACUAGGUUUGGAUAGUUUAGUUUUAAUGGCCUCCAAUUCGAUUACCUUUAAACCAGAUUUCCUCAAUCGGGUUCGCAUGAAUACCAUCCAAGGCUUCCAGGUCUAUUCGCCAAUUGGUUUCAUGAUGUACCCAUGUAAACUUGCCGGAUUUUGUAAGGAAUGUGAAACAUGUGAUGUUAGCCAAAGUACAGGGUACUUUGAUAAAUGGAAUUAUGAUAUUGUAUCGUUUUAUAGUCGUGAUUAUGUUCAAGCUCGCAAAAUUAUUGAAGCAUCUGUACCGAUAACACGUUCGGACAACGAUAUUGAACGGCUGCUAACACGACCAAACAAAAAAAUCAACAAUGUUCUUGAUAUGUUUGUCGGAUCACAGCUGCCGGUACAUAUUUUGCGUGGUGUUGAACCCAAUCUGCGUUAUGGUGGAGCCAUUAAAAAUUUCAUCGAUCGACAAAGUUAUGAAACGAAACCAAUACCAAAAUGUCCACUAGACAAUAGAGAAGAUGAUCAAGCGGAGGCAGCAGCAGCAGCUGAAGAUCCCUCAAAUGCCAAACAACGAAGUACGACGACAACAACAGAUGAACAUAAGUGCAUACAUUUGGCAUCGAGAAAACAUAUCGGCGAUGCCAUAAUACGUUACGAAGAUAAAAGUAUUAUACACAAAUGA